This is a messenger RNA of Spodoptera exigua (beet armyworm), 2358 nucleotides long. The record is from the annotation of a GenBank genome assembly. NCBI's taxonomy places the organism in Eukaryota, Metazoa, Arthropoda, Insecta, Lepidoptera, Noctuidae.
GAUUGUACAGAAAAUAAAACGGUAUUAUUUUAUUUAUCAAUCUAUGAGUUCGCUUUUGUGUGAAUAAAUAGUUCUGAACCGGUACUAAUACAGAAAUUAACAUAAAACUUUGUGAAGUAUUUGGUGCAGUAUUCACGAUUUAGAUCCGGAAACCUACUUACUGUGAAAUUGUGAUUAUAUUUUAAGUCUCCGUAAUUAAAUUGAACUAGUUGUAAAGGACAAAGCUAGCUACUAAUGGUCUUAAUUUAGGUCGUGUCAAAGUUGAAUUCGAGUAAAGGAUCGUUGUUAGUUUUGCUUUGUUUGCUUAAAAUUCGCGUGUGUUGCAGGUCGGGAAGAUAACGUGACAUUCGUGUGGCUGUGUUGUCAUGAGGCAGUGAACUCGAGUGAAUACGAACUUGACCAGUUACAAUGUUCAGGAGUAAAAUACGGAUACAUACAUGCCGGAUAAUAUUGCUCACUUCGUUGGCAUGGCUACUGGUUGACGUUGUGCUCCUGGCCAUGUACUCCGACUGUUUCGGUGAUGGUUGGGACUGCAGCAAAAAAGCAGCUAGCGACAAUGUAAUUCAGGUUAAUGAUAAGGAAGAGUUUAGAGGCAAAAAGGCAGCAAUAGCAGCUGCAUUGCAAGGAAAUCAGGUUGAUGAUGAUAACAGAAACUUAGAAGCUAAUGAGGCUGAACAAGAGAUUGGAGAAGAUGGUAUCAUACUGUCUCCAUAUCCAAAAUCAAGGCUUAAGAGGUGGGAAAAAGCACCAUUUGUCAAACCAGAAGCAGAUGGACUACCUGGAGAAAUGGGUAAGGCAGUGAAUAUUCCUAUAGAACAAGAGAAGCUGAUGUUGGACAAAUUCCAAGAGAACCAGUUCAAUCUGUUAGCCAGUGACAUGAUCUCAGUCAACAGGUCUUUGACUGACGUCAGGUUUGAGAAGUGUAGAGAUAAAUCUUACCCUACCCUACUGCCUACGACGAGCGUGGUCAUAGUGUUCCACAAUGAAGCUUGGACGACACUCAUUCGUACGAUAUGGAGUACAAUCAACAGAUCCCCGCGGCCACUUCUCAAGGAGAUCAUACUCGUUGAUGACGCCAGUGAAAAGGAACACUUAGGAAAGAAACUGGAGGACUACAUCAAGACGUUGCCGGUGCCGACACAUUUGUUCCGCACAGAGAACAGGUCGGGUCUCAUCCGAGCACGUCUACUGGGCGCCAAACAUGUCAAGGGUGACGUCAUCACCUUCCUCGACGCCCAUUGCGAAUGUACAGAGGGCUGGCUGGAACCGCUGUUGGCGCGUAUCGUGGAGGACAGGACGACAGUGGUAUGCCCCAUCAUCGACGUUAUAUCUGACACCACCUUCGAGUACAUACAGGCUUCCGACAUGACGUGGGGAGGAUUCAACUGGAAACUUAACUUUAGAUGGUAUCGAGUGCCAGAACGUGAGAUGGCGCGGCGAGGGGGUGAUCGCACGGCACCGCUGCGUACCCCCACAAUGGCGGGGGGACUGUUCGCCAUCGACAAGGACUACUUCUACCAGAUCGGUUCCUACGACCAGGGAAUGGACAUUUGGGGAGGAGAAAACCUCGAAAUGAGCUUCAGGGUAUGGCAGUGCGGCGGGCGGCUGGAGAUCGUGCCGUGUUCGCACGUGGGCCACGUGUUCCGCGACAAGUCUCCGUACUCGUUCCCCGGCGGCGUGCAGAAUGUCGUCCUCCACAACGCGGCCCGCGUCGCCGAAGUCUGGAUGGACGAGUGGGGAGAAUUCUAUUACGCCAUGAACCCAGGCGCACUGAACGUGCCCGUCGGUGACGUCAGCGAGCGCAAGGCGCUGCGCGAGCGCCUCAAGUGCAAGAGCUUCAGGUGGUACCUCGAAAACAUAUACCCGGAGAGUCAGAUGCCCCUCGACUACUACUAUCUUGGAGAAAUCCGAAACUCGGAGACUUCGAACUGUUUGGACACACUUGGCGGCAAAGCGGGGCAACCGCUCGGCAUGGGAUACUGUCACGGAAUGGGCGGGAAUCAGGUGUUCGCGUACACGAAGCGUAAGCAGAUAAUGUCGGACGACAACUGCCUGGACGCGGCGCACCCGCGCGGCCCCAUCAAGCUCAUCCGGUGCCACGGGAUGCGAGGCAACCAGGAGUGGACGUAUGAUACGAAGACACGAACAAUAAAGCACACGAACACAGGCAUGUGCUUGGACAAGCCAGAAGCGGGCGAUGUUUGGAAGCCAGUACUGCGGCCGUGCAACCGCUCGAGGGGGCAACAGUGGCUCAUGCAGGUCGACUUCAAGUGGCAGGCCAGGCACCAGACCAGCUAGUGAUCGUAUAUCAUCAGGAAUGACAACGAUUGACCAUACCAGUCUUCCCUCUCGUUAGAU